This is a messenger RNA of Malaya genurostris, 3066 nucleotides long. RefSeq lists its product as uncharacterized. The coding region runs from base 1103 to 2434 and encodes 443 amino acids. Lineage: Eukaryota; Metazoa; Arthropoda; Insecta; Diptera; Culicidae. The transcript has 8 exons. The record is from RefSeq and is a predicted model, not a curated record.
AUCAAUGUUCAGUCUUGGCCUGUCCGUCGACCAUUUAUGACGUGUUUUCAUUCAUUUCAAGCGCAUCUCUCGUACUCAGCCGGCAUUUUCCGAUUCAAUACAUACAACAUAUGCGUAGAGACUUGGAGAGCUUUUCUGUAAUUAAAGCGUAUAUACGAGAAGCUGAAAAUCAAGGGAUGGUGAUAAUUUUCUAACCUGUUCCAUUCACGCAGUGUGUAGUUCUGUGGGAAAGUAAAACAAUUGGUGUGUUUUUCUUCUAUUGGCAUUUGGAAGCGCAGUGUGCUUUUCCUUCACGAGAAAAUCGUUCUAGUGACAGAAAGAAUUGAUUGUGAUAAUUUACCAGUGAGUGUUUGGUGCUGAUAAAUACUCAUCGUGAGUUCAACCAGUUCCGCCUAAGUUUAUAUAACGGAUCGAACGAUUCCAAGGAUUCGAGCAAAAUGUCACUGCGAAAUGGCAUAAGGAUCCAAAAGUAGCGGUUGAAAUCUCCAAAAUGAAACUCACAUCGAUUUCUUAGAGAUGGUUUGAGAAUAUGAAACAAAUAAGCGAAAGGAGACCGUGAUAAUUUGAGGAAACCAAAUCGGAUGAAUAAGAAAGGUAUUAAAAAACUAGAAAAACGGACUUUCAAACGGAGCAUUGGAGACCCAUAGUGUUAUAUACCAUUCAACUCAGCUAUUGAUCAAGUUUGAAGAUGAAAUGGCUGUGACUUCCGGUUCCGGAGAUAUAAUGGUAUAACCCACUAACCGCACAUUUUGCAUCAGCUGAAUUUUCUCGAAGAUGGCUCAACAAAUUCCGAAAAACUUAGGCUUAUUUGAAAGCUAACAAUGUCAAUCAAAUUUGGAACGGUUAUGGCAAACAUUUCCGUUGGUAGUUUUAUUCCAUUUUUUGGGGUACUACCAUGACCAUGACAACCACAGGAAACCGGCGUCUAAUAAUCUCAUAAUAGAUCAAGGUUUCGUCAACAGCUACCAACCGAUACCAAAAAUUCAACCAAAUCUGCAUCUGCAUAGCCAAACAUGCUUCCGAAGUGCGCUCGCGUUCGUUUCUUUAGUCCCGAGCGCAGCAUCCAGCAACAGGAUAUCUUUUUCAUCUGCAGAAUCUUACUAUGUCAUCCAGCACCAUUUCAUGUAGUUUUGAUAUUGCCCUUUCAAAGCUCAGGCCCUCCACAGCUGCGAGCAGGGGAGUUCCGAUCAGCCGUUUCGAUAAGGUUUCCGAUUUCGGGAGAGGCCAAGGCCGCGGUAUUUGCAAAAUUUUAACAAAGGUAUUGCAACCAUUACGCUUUAUUCUAAUUAAAUCGAAGGAUUUGACGUGUCAAUGUUUAACCUGUAGUAAAUUUUUCGGUCGACUAUACAAUGUAAGGUUGCUGUCAGAGUGCAGGUGUCACGCGAAGCAGAGCAAACCUGUCGAAGUGAAUGCGAUGCGACAACAGUACAUCGCAUUGAAUCCGCGCUCCCUUUGGCAGCAACCUAAGGUCCUAAUACUGCUGCUAAUGUUUGUAAUUUCAACUCUGGCGGCGGCACCCGAUGACGAAGCUGGUUCGAAGGCAGGGAUCUCAGGGAACGAGAACGAAACUAUCAAAUCAGCAAAAUCAUUAGGUUCCAGCAGCAGGUCUAGAAAAUCGAACCUUAAGUCGACACCAAUUACUUACAUCACGACGCUUUCCGAUGCCGGUCAUCAACACUACUCCAAACCACUGCCAAAGAAGUACGGAAAAUCGGUGGUGAAAGUGCGGGAAGACAAAUCGCAAUACAAGAAAGAUAAAUUUAAACAUCACCAUUCCGAAAAAUCUACCGGGAAGUCUCUCGAGGUGAUUCCCAAAACAGAACCACUGAAUAAUCCAGCAUUGCUCAGUAAAUUGGGUCUCGGAAAGGUGCAUGUUUCCUCUAGCCACCAGAAGAAGCGCUUAGCGGUGGAAUCCCGCCAUCACGGUCGACCCGAUGACUCACAUAUGUUCGUGAUCAAGCUACCACCGAAUCCCUACUACUACACUAACAAUGGACCGGUUCCGGCCCCGAACGCGAUCGAGGAUGUAGGCAAAAAGGUCCCAGUCGGAUUCAAAUCUAAUGGCAAACCAGGACGUAUUUACCAUUGGAAUAUACCAGUACUGAAGAAGAUUCUUGGCAAUAAUCAGGGACGUAACCCGAACUCACGCCAUCAUGACAACCUUGACGAGCUAAUUGACAUCAAGGAUAUACCAACGUGGACAAAACCAUGGGAGAACGAAUCUUUGGAUAAGUCACUGAUCAAAUUCAGUGCGGCAGAUCACGCGGAGAAGUUACAGAAAAGGAAGUCACCGACGUAUUACGCACCUAUCAAAGCCAAGAAAAGUGCUCACGGCAAGUACUAUGCGAGCAAUGGUAAACCACAGAGUUUCUACGUGAUCGAAAAGAGUCAGAAAAAUCUGAAACCGAUUCAUCAUCACAAACUGAUUCCGUAAGAUGAAUCAUAUCGGUAACGAUUCUCUUGGCAAUUUGUCGAGAAAACUAGAUAGCAAAACACAACUGAGAGAAAGGUGGAAUCGCGUUGGGUGAAACAAAAAGCACAGAUGGCAAAAUAAUAACGUAUACACUGAGCUUUAUUAAAAAAAUAACGAGAGCUUUGCUCAACCGUACGAUCUUUGGUUUGUGUCUUUGGUGAUCAUUUUCGUUUUAGUCCAAGGCGGGAUUGCUGCAAAGACUCAAACCGAUACAAUAUUUCUUGACACAUAUUUAUCGCCUUUAAGCAGAACCUGGGUAUUAACGAAUUAAAAGUGCAUAAACUUUUUAAAAUACAUAGUUUUUAAGAUUUAUACAUAAUUAGCUAGGCAUAGUUUGUAGAUCUUUAAUUGAAAGUAAUUGAAAGACUAAAAGUUUUAUCGUAGAAUUUAGGAAUAAUGUAAAUUACUGAUAACAUAAAAAUACGAUAUGAAUAUGUAAACGACUUUUAUAGAACAGUAUGACUCUUGGACUUCCAUGUUUAUUGCUCCGGAAUAUUAACUGUUUCGAAUGCACCAUUCCAAUUCAGUGAUAGAUUUUGUAAUAAAUUUAUAUCAUUAUUACAGUGCAACGUGUUUACACGUUUGAACAUAAA